Molecule: messenger RNA, 1719 nt
Organism: Dioscorea cayenensis subsp. rotundata (Guinea yam)
Lineage: Eukaryota; Viridiplantae; Streptophyta; Magnoliopsida; Dioscoreales; Dioscoreaceae
Product: cytochrome P450 CYP82D47-like
Exons: 2
Coding region: 72-1601 (509 amino acids)
Biological process (GO): defense response to other organism
Molecular function (GO): iron ion binding; heme binding; oxidoreductase activity, acting on paired donors, with incorporation or reduction of molecular oxygen
Source: RefSeq, a predicted model, not a curated record
AUAACACUAAUACUUAAUUUCUCCACAAUAAACUCCAUCCAUCUUUGAAGACACAUCACAUUCUAAAAGACAUGACUGAGAAGUUCCUUUUUCAAUUACAAUCCAUUAUUAUACUCUUUCUCUUUGUUUUCAUUGUCAAUCUAUGGAUCCAGAAGCUCUUGAGAAUCAAGAGCAAGGAGCCUCCUCAGCCGUCCGGCGCCUUGCCGGUGAUCGGCCACCUUCACUUGCUACGCUCCAGCAAGCCACUAUACCAAGUGCUCGGUGACAUGGCCGACAAGCAUGGCCCGGCUUUCAUCCUCCGGCUAGGCUCCCGCCGCACGCUGGUCAUCAGUGGUUGGGAAUUAGCCAAAGAAUGCUUCACCAUCAAUGACAAAGCUCUGGCUGCCCGGCCAACCAACGCCGCCAGUAAACACAUGGGCUACAACUCCGCCAUGUUUGGCUUUGCUCCUUAUGGUUCUUACUGGCGUUCUAUCCGCAAGAUCGCCACUACUGAGCUCCUCUCCAACGCUCGCCUUGACAUGCUCAAGCAUGUCAUUUUGGCAGAGAUUGAUACUUGCAUUAAAGAACUUCACAAGCUCUGUAGUGACAAUAAUAAUAACAACAGGGUUGACAUGAAGAAAUGGUUUGGAGACUUGAAUUUCAACAUAAUGCUCCAAAUGGUGGCAGGAAAACGGUUCUUUGGCUCCGGUGGUGUCUCCGAUGAGGCUUGGAGGUUUAGGAAAGCAGUUAACGUGUUCUUUAACCUUCUCUUUGUCUCUGUCCCAUCAGACAUGUUCCCAUGGCUUGAGUGGAUGGAUCUCGGUGGUUAUGUGAAGGCAAUGAAAGCUGCAGCGAAGGAGAUGGAUUCAGUAAUGGUUAAGUUAGUAGAGGAGCACAAGGAGAGAAGAGCUUCAGGGGUUACCACCGGACAUACAGACUUCAUGGAUGUGAUGCUUUCCAUCAUAGAAGAUGACCAUGAUCUUCAACACUACUUUGAUAAGGAGACUCUCAUCAAAGCUACUUCAAUGGCAUUGAUACUUGGCACAGAAACCACAACCGUAGCCUUAACAAGGAUCUUAGGAAACCUGCUUAACAAUCAAGAGCUGAUGAAGAAGGUUCAGACCGAGUUAAACGAGCAGGUUGGUAAAGACCGAGUUGUGAGCGAGUCAGACAUAAAGAAGUUGGUCUAUUUCCGAGCAGUUAUCAAAGAGUCAUUCCGGCUAACUCCUUCAGCUGAACUUUUAGUCCCAAGAGAGACCAUGGAAGACUGUAUUGUGGCCGGAUUUCAGAUUCCGGCCGGCACGCAAGUGAUUGUGAAUGUAUGGAAGUUGCACCGUGACUCUGGUGUGUGGUCGGACCCGUUGGAGUUCAGGCCGGAGAGGUUCUUAUCAAGCCAUGAAGCAACAGGGAUUGACGUUAAAGGUCAGAACUAUGAACUUAUUCCGUUUGGAACUGGCCGGAGAUCAUGUCCGGGGAUCUCCAUGGCAUUGCAUGUGAUUCACUUGGCUCUGGCCAGGCUCAUCCAGGCCUUUGAGCUCAGGCCAAUAUUGGACUUGGACUCGGACUCGUGCACGGUGAACUUAGUUCCACGGCUGUCGCCGGAGCUUUACCAGAAACCAUGAUUGAUAUCAUAUUGUUUAUUAUUUCUUUGUUGUCAAAAGUCUGUUAGAAUAUUAAUUGUUUGUUUGUCAUGUAGUGAUUGGUGCUUUAUGAGAUAAAAGAUGACAAAUUGAUUCCUUG